AUUUCAUGCCGAUAACUAUAAGAUUCAUUUCAUAUCAUUCACAACAUAACAUUAUGUAAUUUUAGAUCAAUUAAUCAAAUAUCACCCAAAAAAAGACAACAUUAUCAGUGCAAUUCAUAUCCAUAAUGGGUAUUCGGUUGUGCGAAUAAAUAAAUUGAGAAAAAAAUUUAAUUAAUUAGAAAAUUAUCAAGUGGUUUUAAGUAUGUAGUCUCUUAAUGCCCGUCGUUAAGUUGAUUUAUUUAAUGUUUUUGUGAUGUGCUCAAGAAAAUGUUACAGAAUCUCUGAUAGGAAAAACUAAAUGAAUGAAAGAAGAGGAAGAAAACAAAAACUUGCUUUCACUCAGGCCACUAAAAUGAAAUCCUAAGUUAUUUCGUUUAUUAUAAAUGUUUGUUCAAGAACUAUUCGUCAGUGUCGCUUUUGAAAUGUAAUAAUGAUAGAAAAAUAUUUGUGUUAUUUUAUUGCAAAAGUAUGAAAAAAGGCAGAGAUUUUCGGAAAAUAAUGUAACAUUAAACGUAGAUCAUAAAUAAAAUUAUAAAAUCUCAACGAGCGAAAGAAAAAAAUGUUGUUUCGUUAUGCCUAAAUACUUCCGACUAACUGUUGAUAAUAUAUAAAAUUUGAGACUUUCAACGUUAUAAAAAAAGUCGGUUUUUUCUCUAAAUUAAAUGACCAGAUUGCAAUAACAAUUUAACAUAAUGUUCACAUGUCUCUGGCAAUUAUGGGAUUGGUUGGAUCCACCUCCCAUUUUUACCACAGCUACAAUGGAAAGCAAAAAGCUUCAACAAAUGCAACAGGCAAACACCCAUUUAAUUCCUCAGCCCAUGCCACAAAUCAAAGCUCCACUGUUCCAUCAAGUCACUGGUGACUACGGUCCCCACUCACCAGUUUUCCAGAAUGUGCCGCAAUACAAUAGUGUCACUUCGAAUUUCGCACAAAUUGAACGAACUGGUCACCAUCAGCCCAGACAUCACUCGUCACAACAUCACCUGGCCCCAUCGUCGAAUAAUCAUUUACACAUUAAGCCAUUGCAAAAUAGUCAUUCAUCCAUGUUGAGCAGUUACACAGCACACCGACAGACUCAGCCAACCGGCCAAAGUUUGUACGGCACAGACUCAGUGUAUCAAAAUAACAGAGAUCGACAUUACCAGCAAAGUGCGCUACGAACUCAGCCAACAUCACAGCACAAUCACAGCCAUCCAAUGAAUAAAUUCCAAAGUGAAUAUCAGCAACUACAACAAGCAAAAAUUCAACAACAAAUCCAAACUCAAAACGAAGCAUUGAUACAACAACAGAGAACGUUUGCCAUUCGUCAGCAAUUGAACCCGCCGAUUCCUCAAUCCCACAUGCACAAUCUGCAAAGUUCACAAAAUUUACGUAGCAUUCCACCAUCAACGCUAAAUUUAACCACACAAUUCCAACCAGCUUCGGGACCAUCAGACUCAAACAACGAUGAAAAAAUUUACGGUGCACAACGAAACUAUAACCAAACAUCACCAAACAGCGUUCAAUCGCAAUCGAUCUACCAUCAAAAGCAGAAAAGUAACCAGCAAUUAGCUCGCCAAAAGAUGCAAGAAAGCAGUCCGAGCGAAUUAACGCCAAUCAUACAACAAAACCAUCCAGAUUUGGUUGUGAAUCAGGCAUGCCAGACACAAAUUCCCGAAACUAUUGCCAGCAAAUCAAAGUCGCAGACUGAGAGUCCAGUUCAUCAGUCUUUGGAGCGGAAGAAGAGCUCGGGAACGAUACAGAGUUUGAAGUCACCUGUCACAAAGCGGCCGGCCUCUGCACCAGUUACGCUUUCAGGCUGGUUGUACAAGCAAGGAUCCGAAGGCUUAAAAGUAUGGCGAAAACGCUGGUUCGUGCUGUCCGAGUAUUGUCUGUACUACUACAAAGGACCUGAAGAAGAAAAGCUCUUAGGCUCAAUUUUAUUACCGUCAUACCGAGUAGCCGCAUGCCUUCCAGAGGAUAAAAUUUACCGAAAAUUUGCAUUCAAAUGCGAACAUCAAAACAUGCGAACAUAUUGGCUGUCGGCUGAAACAUCAGAAAUUAUGGGUCAUUGGAUCAGAGCCUUAACUGCUGCAACGGUAAUGCAAAGUAGCAGUGAAUCAUCCGAUCAUGUAUCGCAGCCGAGUUUCUCUUCACUGAAUCCAAGUGGUGAAAACAGUGAUUCAGGCAUUCUUACAUACCAAUCGCAACAAAGCAAAAUCAGUGCAUUGCAAUCACAUGGUCCAGUCACGCCUGCCAUGGAUACGGGAGGUCCGCUGUACGCGAAUGCUCCACCGAAGCCAAGGCGAGCUAAUGAUGGUGGCUAUUCUUCGCCCAGUCCCGAAAAUUCAAUUGAUCGAUACGAGCCCAGCUUUGAUAAGAACAAAUAUUUCGAUUCGACUGCUCAGCCUCAAUCGUAUCAUCCGCAGCACAUGCUAAAUUCGCCAAUAUCACAAACACAUUUGAACGAACCGAUCUAUGGAUCACAGCAUCUGAACAAGUCGAAUAGUAUGCAAAAUCAUAAAUUCAAAAACAACUGGGAAACAUCCAAUUCGAACCAAAUAAAAUCUCCAUACGGACAAGACAUGCAGCAACAAGACCUGCAAAAUUUGCUAUCAUUCUCAUCGGAAUUGUACCAGAGUAAUCGUGACAAUAUAAUACGGGCACCGCACCGGUUCGAAGAUUAUGGCAGGAAGCAUUUCAAUGAACAGAACGAUGUCGAUACAUACGGUAUGCAACCGUUACUCAACAGCCGGCAAAAGUACGAACUACAAAUGGAAAUGAAUAAUUCGGAACGAAGGACACCUGAUACUUAUGGUCGUUCGCGAAUCGAUCAAAUCAACCGGAAUCUCAUGGACUAUGAAGACAUUUACAAUUUGAAUUCGCAGCCAGAUAUGAAUGUGUACAGACGGCCGACUAGUCCGCCAUCACAUAAAAAUUUACAGACUUUACAACAUCUGCAAGGAUCAAGCCAACGAGCGGUUCCGAGUAAAUUGGAGCAAAAGCAAAACGUACGGAUGCGUCGACCCGUACAGUCAAUUCCUAGACCACAUUCGGCCGAUUUUCUCGAAUAUGAGACAAGAAUGGAAAGCGCCAAUAACCCUGUUCCCGAAAUGAUGCGAGCUCCACGUCCAAAGUCUAGUCUUGAUAUCAAUAGAACACCAGAUAACUUUUAUUAUUCGGAAGCGAGUUAUGCAGAAAAAAUGAGACAAAGUGCGCUAUACCUUCAAAAGACACCGAGUGGUUUGUAUGGCAAGGACAAGCAUUCGGAAGUAUUGAAACAGUCGAAUUCAAGAGGUGAUAUAAGCGGUCACAACAUGGGCUAUAACACGAUACCAGGCGAAAGUGGUUUCGUCAUGCAUUCCGAUUCAAAGCAUAACAAUUCUCACACACCACGAAAUCAUCGAAGUUACAACAAAAACGUUAAUUUACAAAACGAACAAUUUCUGCGGUCAGCUAGUGUCCGAUUACCGCGCAAAGCUGAUGACACCGGUAUGCGAGACAGCGAACAGAAACGUGAAGAGUCGAUGAAACGUUUGCUGGAGUGGAAACAGCGUAUGCUUCAAUCACCAUUGACUCGGAAAGGUGUACCCAUAUCAUUAGCGAUGGAUGCUAAAACACCAUUAUCGGUUAAGACAGCAAAUAUUACACAAGGAAUACAGCGCAGUCGAUCAGCAACGAAUGCAAAUAAUGCCGGUUACAAUAGCUACUCGUCAGAUGAUGAAGCUUCAAUAUCCGUUCAAAAUGUACGCAACGUACACAAUUCACACAUUAAUCUAAGACCGGACUAUACGUACGAAGCGCAACUAUCAACAAAGAACAAACACCAUACAGAUUACAGUGCCGACAUUUAUUCGGAUAAAUUUGGUCGAAAUCGCAAAACACAUAGCCAUCAGGAACCAGAUCCACCGGAAAGGAAUUUCCAAAAUAUUGCUGCAAUCCGAAAUAUGGACAUGUCUGCUGGAGAUUUGCUUAGUCGGACACACGAAGAAUUAGUGUUGUUGUUAAUUCAACUACGACGCCAAAAUUGUGCUACAGCUAGAUCGAUUGAACAAUGUUGCACAGAUAUUCACGAAGUACAGAACCGAAUUCGCACAUGCGAGACAGACAGAGACAGAUCGGAAAAUCUAGCCCGAUUAGACAGUUUGAAACAGCAUCUGGUUGACUUUGAAAAGCAAUACGAGAAAAGUAAGCCACUGGUGAAUCUGGUGGACAACAUGGUGAAACUGGGCUCUCUAUACCGAAAUGGCUCUUCGCAAAAUAUUCCGUAUUCUCACGAAUCGGUCACACUUGAUCGGUUGGAAUUCAAUCAGCGCAUGCAAGAAAAACGAUUAUUGCAGGAAGAUCAGAAGUACUGGGAUCGAUUGAGUCCAAAUCACAACGAACUGCAGACAAAGGUUCAGCAACUGUACCAACUGGAUCAACUAUUACAAGAAGAAUCCGGCACGCUGCAGAAUCUGCAACGAGAUAAAGAAGAUUUGGAACGAUCGUUGGGAAAUCUUCGAAAUAAGUUGCAGCACGGUGGCGGAACCCCAUAUGCAAUGGAAGUUGCCCGGAAACAGCAGCAUGAUUUAGAGCGAGAGCUGUCACGAGUUCAUCAACUUUUGGCGGAAAAUUCGAAGAAAUUAGAGCAAACAGUAGCCGGAAAUGCUAAGCUGGAAAAAGAUCUUUUAGUAUUGCGACAAAAACUCCAAGCAACUAAAGAAUCUAGAGGAUCACAAUCCGCCCUAGGUAGUCAAGAAGCAACCGAUAGUAUUCCCUAUGUAGGUGGCGCCACAGCUAUGCUAGAAUCGGAAUUGAGGCGAGUGCAGCAACUUGUUGGCGAUAUGCAGAGGCAACGUCAUGACUUAAGUCAGGCAGUGCGUCAAUUGACCGAAAAUUCUAACACUUUGAAUCAACAAAUAAAACCAGCAGACCAUUCAUCACAGUCAAAGAAAAGAAAUUUAAGCACAAGUUGGACCGAGACAGAUCUGGACUCCAUGAUUAGUACCGAUCACCAGCUUUCGUCGUCAAUUGAUAAUAUUUCGAUUAAUACACAAGAUCUAAGCGCAUCGACCUACUUGAAUAACCGUUCAGGCAACUUAAGUAGUCUAAACUGUUCAACCUCCGAUAACAGCGACUUUAUGUACAACAAAUUGAUGGGCAGUCAUAAAGCACAUGAAUUCGAUGCAAUCGAAUGCAGUGAAGUGGAGAACGACGACUUUUCGGAAGGCAAUCUACACAAUCAGGACAAACAAGAAAUCAAAACUGUUCGGAUUGUAAAACGUGAAUCGGAGCGCCGGCAUCGUGACAGAGAGCGAACUAAUGCAAAUUCAAGCAUCAACCUCGAUCAUGUAGUGGAAGAGGACAUCCUGAACACCGAAUUUAACCGAUCAAAAUCGCUACCCCGAACCUAUUUGGACAAACAUGAUCUGUAUGCGUCCCAGCUGACCGACAAAAAACUCAAAUCACCAAAAUCUGUACAGCAUCUGCCAACUACAUCUGCCUUUUCACCGAAUUCUGUGAAUUCAAUGAAUUACAACGAUUACUACAACAGUUUGACCGCUCAAUAUCCAAUGUCGACGACGGAAAUCAAGGACAAACCGGAAGGAAUCAAUGUCGACCACUACCUAAACAAUUCCAUCGCAUCGACCACCCCAUACACGAGUCAAAAUCCGAAGAAUCCGUUUCUGACCAAUCUAACGACAUCCCAAAAAACGGAUUCCAUUCAAAGUUUGAACAAAGCUAUUGGUGAUUUAAGUCCCGUUUUCCAAAGCGAAGCAGCUAGACAAAUAAUCACCGAAAUGUCCGGCACAUCAUCGGAAGAGAAUUCGAAAAAGAAUCCGUUAGCUAGCAAACAACGGCGUGCUAUACCGCGUGAGAAACGUCGACACUAUACCGCUCCAUCCAAUACGCUCGGCACCAAAUCAACCAAAUACGUCCAAUCGGAAAACGAUAUGAACAAAAAUAAUAUUAACUGGCGUGCAAGAGAUGAUUUGGACAUGGAAGUGGCACUCAGACCGCGAGUGAAUGCACCGGAUGUUGUACGAUCGGCAUUGGGUCAAUGUGAGAAAAUAUCGGAGAAUUCCAUUGAUAAGCUCUUUGCCGCCCCAAGCAAAAUAGUUAUUCCAGAACGAUACAUACCCGAACAGCCGCCAGAGUUGUCACCCGAAGAAAAGAAAAGACGUCAAGAGAAGGUGGAAGCAAUCAAGAAAAUGCUGUCGGAAAAUACAACAAAUGACUCCACAACCCUACCACCGAGUCAAAUAAGCGCUGAAAAGAAACAACGUGAACAUUUAUUGCAAUUAAACCAAAUAUUAGCUGAGCAAGUUAUGCAAAUGAGUAAAAUAGUUGCAGAACGGGCAAUGGCAUCUGUAUCCAAAAACACCGAAACAAAUAUUUUAUCAGAAGACGAUCUAACAUCACCUGUAACACCACUGCCAAUAUAUCAACAACGUGAUAAUUUCUUUUGCUAAAUGAAAACAAAAAAACCAGCCAUAUGUAAAAAAAAAACAAGUGAAAAUAAAACCAAACUGAACAUGAAAUGUAAUUUAUAUAUUAAACUCUCAAUUAUUAUAUCAAUUUGACAUAUACUCGAUUAAUGAAAAAUUCAUGAAAAAAAAUGGAAAGAUGGAAAGAAAAACACUGAUUUGUACAUACGAAAUAAGACAAAUUACAUACAAGAAGAAGGUUGUUUGUACAUUAAAAUUUAAAUUCUAAUUUCACUGAAUCAAUAUUAAUAAAGGAGGCAUCUUACUUCUUCAUAUCAUCCGAUAAGGAGUGUAAAAUAAUAAUUUAAGUUUUAAAUUGAAAAAAAUUGAUUUUUAAGGUAAUAAAACAGUAGGUUGAAAGAAUAUUAUGUACUUACACAAACAUAUCAAUUCUAUUAAGUUGUUGAGUCAGGUUUUUAUCACGUUAUCGUACUUAAUUUUACGAAAAAUAUUUUUAUUAUUUUGCUAAACAAAACGACCAAUGAUUAUAAAAAUAUCACCAAAAUAUAUCGUCGAUAAAAUUCAUGUAGACGUAAAGUGUAACCUCAAGCUCAGGAUGAGCGGCAAGAGUGUAAUGAAUUGAUUGUUUAUUACGAUUUCUUACAGUGCAGAUGACGAUUGUCAUAAGCCAGGGCCUUGUUUCGGGAAACUUUCUUUAAUUUUCUAAAAAAAAGUUUUUGGGAAAAUUUGGAAAAAUGAUGAAAAAUUUAGGACAAUUAAGAAAAGAAAUUUCCCCAGUCAUAGUCGCUUAGCUAGAACUUAAAACUUAAAAAAAAAGUUUUUAUUUGAAAAUGUGUCCGACAUGCAAGGUACCUAGCUUAGUUAGUCUUGAUAUCAAAAAGAGUAAUAGAUUACGACAGUGUACCAUGUAAUUUUUACACUGUUUCAGGUCAUGUCGUUCUACUACAAUUCUAAAUGCUUGCCUGAUGAAAUUAUUUUUUUUUAAACAUCUGAUAGAGGGAAGUGAGAGUAUGAGCCCUGUAUCAGUUGUUUAAAAACAUUUUUCCAAGUGUUGCUCAAAAUCAUGAAAGCUGAAAAUUUAUGACAUUGUCACUGAGGUGUGACUUUAGGUACACAAGAAUUGUUAUUCUUUUUGGUUAUUUAGUUUUAAAAUUCUUUUAAUUUUAUUUUUCUUCUUUGCAUCGUUUUCAAGAUUAUUCUUUUUUCCGUCCAAAGAUGAAAAUGAUUUUGAAUUUUGUCGUAAUAUCUCUGUGGUACAUAAUGAUGAAUAUAUUUUGAAGAAUAAUAUCAAAUAAAACGAAAAUUAUUUUACCUUUGAAAGCAUUCAAAUAUCAAACCAAUAAAUCACCUUAUCAUAAAAUAGAAUAUCGUAAAUUAAAUAAAAUUUAUGAAAGAUACGGUCCUUAAGUAUACAGAAAAAGUGGGAGGGAAUAAACUAGUAAAUUGUAUGGAUAGAACGGGAAUAGAAAGAAAUGGAAUUAUCGUUGAAAUAAAGUAAUAAUCUUGCCAAUUAUUAAAGUUAAAUUAAAUGAAAUUAAUUAAACAAAAUGAAAGAAAAUUCAAUUAGAAACUUGGUUUCACACCAAAAGGAGACGAAAAACAAAAAUCUUAUAUUAUAAUGCUGAAGCAAAAGUCAAUUUAACAAAAAAAAAACAAAAGAAUUUAUUUCUAUUUCGAAAUUAUAAUCUCUAUCUACAUUAUGCAUAUCGCACAAAACAUAUAAAUGAAAA
Molecule: messenger RNA, 8140 nt
Organism: Bradysia coprophila
Lineage: Eukaryota; Metazoa; Arthropoda; Insecta; Diptera; Sciaridae
Gene: kmr
Product: pleckstrin homology domain-containing family A member kramer
Source: RefSeq, a predicted model, not a curated record